Molecule: messenger RNA, 2374 nt
Organism: Coccinella septempunctata (seven-spotted ladybird)
Lineage: Eukaryota; Metazoa; Arthropoda; Insecta; Coleoptera; Coccinellidae
Exons: 5
Coding region: 155-2314 (719 amino acids)
Biological process (GO): peptidoglycan catabolic process
Molecular function (GO): zinc ion binding; N-acetylmuramoyl-L-alanine amidase activity
Source: RefSeq, a predicted model, not a curated record
UUAUCUAAUCAUAUUCCUUCGGAGUGAUGCAUACAGUUCUCAGUUGCAACAGAUAGUAACCUCGAAAAUAAAUACAAUUAAACACGAAUCGAGAUAGCCUUCGUAGUUGGCGAAGACAAGGUUAGGUGCCUCGCAAAAUGUUGACCCCUUCGUUAUGGAUUUACAAGUUCCUGCUACAUCUUCGUUAACGUCUAGUUUAUCACAAGAUAUCGAUGGAUUUAGUACUGGAGAUGAGAAAUCUGUCAGUUUAGUGAAUACUUCAGUGAAUGUACAAAAUUCAACGGUGCACAUUGGAAACAUCAUCCAAUACCACAUCCCAGUGGGUCAGGUGGAGUCACAGGAUAACAGUAGCGCACCUAACGAAAAUGAAUUACAUACCGAGAAAUACGUCACCUCAGCACCUGAAACUAUCAAGAAAAGCGACAUUUUUGUCGCCAACAAAAGGAUCUGCAUCACCAUUACCGUCGUCUUCCUAGCGACCUUUCUAACAGUCAGCAUUUUGUUGCUGAACAUCAUCCAUGUUCCUGCCAAAUCGAAUAAAGAAACCACCAACGAAGAAAACCCCCCUGAACCCAAACCUUCUUACACCUUCGGAAACCUCACUGAUCUCGACGGCUGCAACAUUUUCGAGGAAGAAGACUGGGGUAUGAAGCGUAACUUGGAAGAUAUAAUACUGAAACACCCCAUUCCGCUAUUCAUCAUAUCCCAUUCGGCGACUCCUUUCUGCAACAGCACCAAAGCCUGCAGGGCAAGGGUGAAGCAGAUGCAGGAGUACCACAUCUCGACAGGAAGUCCGGAUAUCGGCUACAACUUCAUAGUUGGCGGAGAUGGGAACAUUUACGUCGGUAGAGGAUGGAAUGCGAGAAACUUUCACUUAGGGAACCAUUCCAUAGGGAUCAAUUUCGUUGGGAAUUACUUCAGAGACGAAUUAACACCGAAGAUGAUCCAGUGUGCCAAGGGUCUUAUAGCCUACGGUGUGAAAGCAGGAUUGGUGGAAGAUGAUUAUAAAAUUGUGUGUCACAAUCAGACGAAUUCGAAUCUGUUAAGUCCGGGUCCUAACGUGUAUGCCGAGGUGAAGAAUUGGCCGCAUUUCAUGGCGGGGGCAGUUAGUCGAAGUUAUUUGUAUGGGGAACCAACGCUGUCCUCGGAAGUGAUGGUCAAAGAGCUGGACUCCUUGUCCUGGAACUCCUACGAUGAAGAAAUCGGAUACAACGCCAGUUUAGAGCGAUCCAAAUCCCAGAUCGAGGGAACCUUUGUUCUUCAGCAGGCAGAGCAAGGCGAGGCCUGUCCCACUUUUGGCAACAUAUCGAUAAGCAAUGGAAGCGACAUCCACUUCGGCAACAAGACUUUUUAUCAGGGACCCGUGACUAUAAAGCAGUUUGUUGUGACCGAUGGUGACAAGUUGAAAAAAAUAAGCGAAGGUGAAAUUUUGACGAAUGUUGAAGAUUUGCACUGCGGGAGGGGCGUUUCAAACCCCAGUUUCGAAAAAGAUUCCGCGGUGGAAAAUGAAAAUGCCAAUGUCAAUGGCAGCAGCGUUCGGGGAACUGUUGAUAACGCAAGUUCUAGAAUUGGAUAUCUUAAAGAUCAUUUGAAAAAACUCCUAGUCCAUUACAGAAUCCCCUUGGUGUCAAUAUGUUUACUCCUGGUAAUUCUUUUAUUAUCAGCCUUAAUUCUAAUCCAACAUUUGGAUCCAGAAAAUCGGGUUGUAAAACAUGAUGGAGAUAAAUCUUCAAAAAAAUUGGAUGAUGAAGAUUUCCACAACACUCCAAUAGAUGGACCAAUAGAUCCUACGAAAACAAAGCCUUUGGUUCUGAAAAUGGUCAGCCGCCUAGAGUGGCUCGCUCAACCGCCCUCCCAUCCAGCGGAUCCCCUUCAGACACCAGUGCCGUACGUUAUAAUAUCGCACACGGCCACCGAAACAUGCCUAUCACAGGCACAAUGCGUUUUCCAAGUGAGAUACAUACAGACUUUCCACUUGGAAAGUAGGGGUUGGUGGGACAUAGGAUAUAACUUCCUGGUGGGUGGAGACGGUGAAGUUUACGUUGGCAGGGGUUGGGACAAGCAGGGAGCACACACCCUGGGUUAUAACAAAUACAGCAUAGGCAUAGCUUUUGUUGGUACAUUUAUAGACAAGUUACCGAACAAAAAUCAAAUUUUAGCCUGCAAAAGACUGAUUGAAAGAGGCGUGGAACUGGGAUAUGUUAAAAAGGAUUAUAAACUGCUAGGGGCGAGGCAGCUACAAACCACCCAGAGCCCCGGAACCAAGUUAUUUGAAGAAAUAAAAACAUGGCCCCAUUGGGCCAAGAAUCCUUGAUAUUUUCCCUUGUGUACAAAAGAUAUAUUAUGUAUUUUAAAUAUUACGUGGAUAUUUUUC